Messenger RNA from Cotesia congregata, 801 nucleotides. NCBI's taxonomy places the organism in Eukaryota, Metazoa, Arthropoda, Insecta, Hymenoptera, Braconidae. The record is from the annotation of a GenBank genome assembly.
AUGACUAAUACAAAUAUACAAAAUUUAGAAUUAAAGCUACAUGAAAAAUUUGCUCAAUUACAAUUUAAAGAGGAAGAGCUCAAUAAAUGUCAAGCACAGUUGACUAAAAACGAAAAUAUUAUGUGUGAGCUGAAAAUAAGUUUAGAAAACGAACGAAGAAAUUCUGAUCAGCUGCGAAUUGAAUUAAGAUCGGCCAUGGAAAUAAUAACGCAGUUGGAGAAUGAAAAAAUACACAAACAAUCGGAAUCAUUUCGUUUACAAAUGAACUGGGAAAAUGCGCAAAUAGCUCGAGAAAAUUUAAUUCAUCAAAUAAAAAAAGCUAAAUUAGAAAACGUACGAUUGGAGCGCAUCAAUCAGGUGUUGGAAGCUGAACUUGCGGAGCAAAAAAUAGUAAAUACUUUAAUAGAAAAUUCAUUAAAUGAUUUGAGCUUGCAGAUUAACCAUUUAUGUCCUACAAUUUACAGUAAUGUUGAAAGUUUGAAAAAAGAGCAAGAAUACCUCCGCAAAUCUGUUAAAGAAAUAACACAAAUAAAUUAUCGUAUUGAUAAUAUUGGACGUGAAAUUCUUGACAAAAGUCAACAUGAUAAUAAAGAACUACAAGAAUUACGUGAAAAAUUAUCACAGUCACAGAUAAUGUUGGCUUCUUAUGUACCACGUGCUUCAAGUCCGCCAGCUAUCAUAGCGUGUUCUGACUCAAAAGAGUUGACUGAAAAGCUUGAGCACAACAAAAUAAUAGACAAAAAGCUAGAUGAAUUAUGUAGACAAUUGGAACGUAUGGAGUCAACAAUGUCUGAUGAAUAA